This is a messenger RNA of Pseudophryne corroboree (corroboree frog), 2537 nucleotides long. Its product is annotated as Fc receptor-like protein 3. Gene Ontology annotation, molecular function: transmembrane signaling receptor activity. The transcript is spliced from 10 exons. Gene Ontology annotation, cellular component: plasma membrane. Gene Ontology annotation, biological process: cell surface receptor signaling pathway. Bases 16 to 2340 code for a protein of 774 amino acids. Lineage: Eukaryota; Metazoa; Chordata; Amphibia; Anura; Myobatrachidae. The record is from RefSeq and is a predicted model, not a curated record.
CCAAAUACAGGCACCAUGACCGGUCUCUUCUUGUUUGUCUUAAUCUCGUCAUUUAUGGAUCAUUCCAAGGCUGCAGUAAAACCGUGGGUGACUUUGGAUCCAGACUGGAAGAAGAUAUUCAGAGGAUCAUCAGUGACUCUGACCUGUAACAGCAAAUACACUGGAUGGGAAAUACAGGACUAUAAAUGGUACAAAGACAAUGAACCAAUGUAUGUAAAUCAGCGGACACUGACAAUUGAUUCUGCUAAGAUGAGAGACAACGGUAAUUACCAGUGUGAGACAACAGACAGUGAGAGAAGUGAUCAUGUCAGGCUGGAUGUUAGUGACGGUUUGCUGAUUCUUCAGGCACCUGUGGCUGUGUAUGAAGGGGACACACUGACUAUGCAAUGUUUGGGUCGGAAUAAAUAUUUUGAGAAAGAUUCAUCAUUUUAUAAGUAUGAGAAAAGGCUCUCAUCGACGGGUUCUGUUCUUCGUCUACAAAAUGUAAACAGCAAAAUGUCCGGACAGUACAAAUGUACAAGAGAAAGAGCGACAAUAUUAUCUUACAAAAAAGAAGAUGCUUGGACAUCUUUAUCUGUUUCUGAUCUGUUCUCCGUUCCGGUAAUAAAGUUGGUCCAGUCCCCGGUGAAGGAAGGAGGUGACAUGACCCUGUCAUGUGACACAGCGCUGGCUCCACCCAGACAGGACACAGGGCUGCGAUUUGCUUUCUACAGAGAUGAGCGGACUGUGCAGGACUUCAGUGUAUCCACUAUAUACAGCGUUCUGUCAACGCAGCUGGGGCAUUCUGGGUAUUAUACCUGUGAUGUCAGGACUCCCAGCGGCGGUGUGAUGAAGAGGAGCAACAUGUUAUAUAUUCACAUACAUGAGCUGUUCAAAUCACCGGAGUUACAAAUCUCUCCAUCACAAAUGGUCCUGGAAGGAGAAGACGUCAGUCUACAGUGUGUGACCACCAGUAACACAGGAGCCCGUCUCUUAUACACCUUCUACAGAGACUCGCAGGCUGUACAGGGAGCUACCGCUGACAGCCGUUAUCUCAUCCCCCAAGCUGGACAGGAGCACUCCGGUGACUAUAUGUGCUCUGUACAGUCCACGGAUGAAAGAGUGAUGAAAACCAGCACAGAUGGAAAUCUCCUGGUACAAAAGCUGUUUAAUUCACCAGAGCUACAAAUCUCUCCAUCACAAAUGGUCCUGGAAGGAGAAGACAUCAGAUUACAGUGUGUGACCACCAGUAACACAGGAGCACGUCUCUUAUACACCUUCUACAGAGACUCCCAGGCUAUACAGGGAGCUACUGCUGACAGCAGCUACAUCAUCACCCAAGCUGGAGAGGAAAACACCGGGGACUAUAAGUGCUCUGUACAGUCUAUGGGUGGGAACAUCCAGAGAAACAGCACAGACCUACAUAUCCUGGUGCAAACUGGUACAGAUCAACCUCAGAUAGAGCUCAGACCGGAAAUGGUGUUGUUGGGGGGUGAGGUUGUGCUUCUCUGUGAGUCCAGGAACGGCUCCCUACCCAUACACUACAGAUUUUACCAUGAUGGGACACUCAUAGGAAAUAGGACUGUACAUGAGAAGAAGGCAGCAGAGCUAACACUGACCAACUCCUCACUGACCAUGGCUGGACCCUAUUACUGCGACUCGGGCAAUGAGGUCUCAUCCCAGACACAGCUCAGCAACAUCAUCAGUCUCCAUGUUAUGGGCCCAUCAGCUGCAUUGUUCUACCAGACCACUGUUGAGGUGUCCAUACCACAUGUGGAAAGUUAUAUUGAGCUGACACCACCACAAUUAUCCACAUCUCUGGCUCCUGCACAGGAUUCUGAUUUUGAUCUGUCUCUUUCGGAGGAGUGCCCCAUGCCACAGCUGAUGCCAGGUGAUGAUGAAGGGGAAACCUCAACGUUGCAUUUGAGGGCCAUAUCACCAACACCACCAGAAGAAAUUCCACUCCCAGAGGAACACUCACAAACAACACCACCACCUGAAAUGAAUAGGGGCCAGGACAUACUACAAGCCAUUCAUUCCUUUGAACAAACCCAGGUUAAAAUUUUGCGCCAACAAAUGCAGCAAAAUUGCCAAAUAAAUAUCCAAGUUCGGAGGCUAACUUCAGUAUUAUCUCAAAUGAAUAACCUUAUACUGCGGCUGACUACAGCAACCGAAGCGCAAAACCAAGCAACCAAUAGAAACCAAGCAUUACAAACGCAUGCUAUCAAUGAUCUUACUCAGGCUAUCUCAGCUAUAGGUGCUCGAUUAUUACUAAAGUUACCUAUACAAUCAGGCUUUACUUCAGGUACCAGCACACCAGCAGCAAGUUCUACCCUAUCCACACCACCAAGACGUGGCUGAUCAGCUUCCCCUGCACCAUAUCCUAAAGAGAAAUAGAUAAGAUAGGUUGUGCUUUUUCUUUACUAGUUGUUUGCUUACAUUGUUUUGUUAAUGUCACAAUAUAACAAUAUAAAAAGUAUACCAAAAAAAUUGCAAGUUUAUUUUUCAAGCCAUAUGGCCUUCAAUUUCUGAUCACAAUAAAAAAAGUUUAACUUUAA